AUGGGGUUGUUCAUCCAGCAGCAGCGGCGAUGGGGCAUACGGGGUUUGUUUUUCCACGCGCCACGCGUCGACAGCCGUCGUUUCAUCCAUUUAGGUUGUUCACAAAACGCGUUACUGCGCCCAUCGAUCGCACCAUUUGCCACAAAUUCGUUCCCCUUAACACAUCAGAAGCAGCAUCAGCAUCAUUCACAGACACAGUCACAGUAUCAACCACAUCAUUACCAUCACAAACAGCAGCAUCACCAUUCGCAAACGCAACAUCAAACACAUCAGCAUCAGCAUCAAUACUCAAAACAACAGCAACAACAGCAACAGCAACAGCAACUAGGACGUUUCAGUGUGUUACGCCCAUUCCGUAGCGGAUGGAACCGAUUUUGCUCCCAGUGCCGCGGAAGAAAGUGUUUGAUUGUGGCAGCAGCGUGUAUUUUGGGGUGCUGUAGUUAUGUGGUGUUGUGUCUCGCUUUGUGGUGGCGGCAGCAGGAGGCGGUGGGACGUCUCUUCAGCCCACUGGAGGAGCACCCACUUGAAGAAUGGUCCCUCGUGGAGCCAACACUUCGUGAAGGGGACAUCAUCCUCAUGAUGGGAACUGGAGAAAUCAGCUCAAAGAUAACUGCUGCACAGUAUGUCUACAGUGGUAUGCGUGCCGCAGCAUUGCGAUACUCGCAUGUAGCUGUUGUAGUGGAGCCUGCGCAUUUUGACCGGUUGCGCUCGAGGCGAACAAGCUUUGCGUAUGACAUCCGCAACAACAGUGAUAAUGGUAGCAGCAGGAGUAACAAUAAUAGUGUUGAUGGCAACAUUGCUGACAGCGUAAAUGCGGAGUACGGUGGUAUGUUGUUGACUAGGCCUCUCUCAGCAGGAAUCAUGGGUGAAGGACAGUCGCUGUUUGAGCGACGACCGAGGCGUGGGGCGGUUAUUAUGGAGGCCAUUGACAACAUUGAUGUCAAUGCACCUGAUGUUAAUGGCCACGUGCGACACAAUUGUGUUCAGCUGGUGGAAGCGAGUCGUCGUCUCUUUGGGCGGCACGACGAGAAGUGGUGCUACCGCCGUUUUGCCGUGCGCCGAUUGAAAGGUUUUGAGUGGACUCCGCAACGCAAGCGCCUUCUCCGUGAGUUUAUCAACGAAAACGUUGGGCGCCCUCUGGACACGAAUUCCGCCCUGAUGCUUAGUUACAUUCACCCGCGGCUUUAUGAAUGGGUGGGUGGGCGGCCACAUGGAAAUGAAAUUAGCUGUGGUGAAUUAAUUGUGGAUCUCUACAAGCAUUGUGGAGUGAUACGACGGAGAGAGCGGCCAAUAACCAACAGUGGGGUCAUGACAAGCGGUUUGUUAUCACCAACACCGGUAACGUCGGCAGUAGCAUUAACAACAAGUUUGGAAGAUGGAGUUGAAGGUAAUAAAGAAAGGGAAAAAGAGUGUGUGGAGGAAUAUUACGCCAGACCAAGCAUUCAAACAGCACCGUAUCAAUUUGCAGAGGGAGAAGAGGUUGGGGUGCUGGACUUUGCGGAGGGAAUUUCUUUGGGACCGGAGGUGCGUAUGUGCCAUCCAUACGCAACACAGCAGUCCUGA
Molecule: messenger RNA, 1563 nt
Organism: Trypanosoma brucei brucei TREU927
Lineage: Eukaryota; Euglenozoa; Kinetoplastea; Trypanosomatida; Trypanosomatidae
Exons: 1
Coding region: 1-1563 (520 amino acids)
Source: RefSeq, a predicted model, not a curated record